Molecule: messenger RNA, 6885 nt
Organism: Poeciliopsis prolifica (blackstripe livebearer)
Lineage: Eukaryota; Metazoa; Chordata; Actinopteri; Cyprinodontiformes; Poeciliidae
Product: inactive dipeptidyl peptidase 10-like
Exons: 26
Coding region: 399-2786 (795 amino acids)
Biological process (GO): proteolysis
Molecular function (GO): dipeptidyl-peptidase activity; serine-type peptidase activity
Source: RefSeq, a predicted model, not a curated record
GGUACCGAACCUGUCAGAACCCGCCGGUUCUACACGACUCCAUCAGAACCUCUCAUCCUGAGGAGCUGCAGCCCGCCCCUCCCUCUGACCCUUCAUCACCUCCUCCUCUUCCUCCUCUCAGGCUGCGUCCUCCAGAACAUCAGCGGAUCGCAGCAGAACCUCCGCGGCUCUGAGAGCGUCUCGGUUCCGUUUGUCCGGAACCAGCGCGUCUGAAAGGAGGAGGAGGCGCUCAGCCCGGUUCCGUCCCGGUUCCGCUCCGGUUCUCCUCCACGCAUCAUCUCCAGUCGUGACGCUUCUGUUUCGGAUUCCGCAGCGGAACCGAACCGGGUCCGGUUCUCCGUCGGUUGUAGAAGGUUCGCAUUGGAAUUGGACCGGGUUCCGUGGACAGCAGGGGGACCAUGACCGCCACCAAGGAGCAGCAGAACCAGAGACCGAACCAGCCGCAGCAGGAUGAGGACCUGGGUGCGGUCAGCCCUCCUCAGAGGAACUGGAAAGGCAUCGCUAUCGCUCUACUGGUCAUACUGGUGGUCUGCUCCCUCAUCACCAUGUCCGUCAUCCUGCUCAGCCCAGUCGAUAGCCAAGCCGGCAGCGACACCAAGCUGACCGUGGAGGAUCUGUUCAGACCAGAGUUCAGAGUGCACGACCCGGAGGCCCGAUGGAUCAAUGAUUCUGAAGUCAUCUACAGGAACAGCAACGGUCAUGUCAUCAAGUUCAACCUUCUCACCAAUGAGACCGAGAUCAUCCUCCCAAACACAACAUUUGUGAAUUUCAACGUGGCAAAGUUUUCUUUGUCUCCAGAUAUGAAGUAUGUUUUGUUCGCCUAUGAAGUGAAGCAGGUUUACCGCCACUCCUUCAUGGCGUCCUACAGCAUCUACAACAUCCACACACGGGAGGUGUGGGAGCUGGACCCUCCGGAGGUGGUGAACUCGGUGCUGCAGUACGCUUCGUGGGGCGUCUCCGGACAGCAGCUGAUCUACAUAUUUGAAAACAACAUCUACUACAGAUCUCAUGUGAAGAGCAACUCUCUGCGGCUAACGUCUUCAGGAAAGGAAGGAGUCAUCUUCAACGGAAUCGCCGACUGGCUCUAUGAAGAGGAGAUCCUGCAGAGCCAUGUGGCCCACUGGUGGUCUCCAGACGGGGAGCGGCUGGCCUUCCUGGUGCUCAACGACUCUCUGGUCCCCAGCAUGGUCCUGCCGCGCUUCACCGGCGCCACAUACCCCAAACAGAAGCAGUACCCCUACCCCAAGGCGGGCCAGCCCAACCCGACCGUCAGGCUGUUCGUGGUCAACAUCUACGGGCCGACCCACACGCUGGAGCUGAUGCCUCCGGAGGCACUAAGACUGCGGGAGCAUUAUGUGAGCAUGGUGAAGUGGAUCAGUAAGACCCGGACGGCGGUGCGCUGGCUGAACCGGGCCCAGAACGUCUCCAUCCUGACGGUGUGUGACACCACCACCGGCGCCUGCGUCACGAGACAUGAAGAAAGCUCGGAGCUGUGGCUGUCUAGGCAGAACCAGCAGCCCGUGUUCUCCAGGAACGGGUCCCGGUUCUUUCUGACCGUCCCGGUGAAGCAGGGCGGACGGGGCGAGUUCCACCACAUCGCCAUGUUCACCACGCAGCUCAGGGCGGAUCAGAACGAGGUCCGACACCUGACCUCUGGGAACUGGGAGGUGACCCAGAUCCUGGCCUACGAUGAGCCCAACCAGAACCUUUACUUCCUGAGUACUGAAGGGUCGCCCCGGCAACGGCAGCUCUACAGCGUUAAAACGGUGGGUCUGUUUCCACGGCGAUGCCUGACCUGUGACCUUCACAGAACCAACUGCCUGUACUUCAGCGCCGACCUCAGUCCGUCCAACCAGAAUCUGCUGCUGCACUGCCAAGGUCCUGAAGCUCCCACUGUGAUCCUCCACAGCCUCAAUAACUCCAAUUACUAUAUCCUGGAGAACAACUCAGUGCUGAAGGCGGUUUUGAAGUACAAACGGAUCCAGAAGAAGGAGUACCACACCAUCCGGGUCGAGCCUUUUGAUUUCCCUCUGCAGAUCUGUUUCCCUCCAGAUUUCUCUCCGUUGCGUCAGUACGGCCUGCUGCUGGUCAUUGACAGCGCCCCCGGUGGCCAGACGGUGAGCGAGCGCUUCUCCCUGGGCUGGGACUCGGUGCUGGUCAGCUCGGACGGCGUCAUCGUGGCCCGGCUGGACGGCCGGGGCAGCGGCUUCCAGGGCCAGCGGAUCCUGCAUGAGGUGCACCAGAAGCUGGGCACGGUGGACGUCCAGGACCAGAUCGCGGCGCUGGAGUACAUGAUGAAGUUCUCCUACAUUGAUCGUUCGCGCAUCGCCGUGUUUGGACAGGGCUACGGCGGCUACCUGGCGCUGAUGAUGCUGAAGUCAACAGAUAGCCUGGUGAAAUGCGCCGCCGCCAUGUCGCCUGUUACCGACUGGAGGCUCUACGCGUCAGCCUUCUCAGAGCGCUACCUGGGCCUGCCGGUACGGGACGACAGCAGAUACCAGGUGUCCAGCCUGCUGCAGAGCGUCCAGGCGCUCCGAGAGCAGACGCUGCUGUUGCUGCACGCCACAGCAGACGCAAACAUUCACUUCCAGCAUUCAGCUGAGCUGGUCAAGAGCCUGGUGAAGGUGGGAGCCAACUACUCCAUGCAGAUCUACCCAGAUGAAGGUCACUUCCUGUCGGCGCCGAGCCGCCAGCACCUCUUCGCGUCGCUGAGCGGUUUCUACAGGGAGUGUCUGAAGGAGGAGCUGCUGCCGCUGCCCGACGAAGACGAGGAAGAGGAGGAGUGACAGCUGCCGGUUCUCCGCCUGGACUCAGCCUGCGGAGCUGCUCGGCCUGAACGAGCGCUUUGUUGUGUGAAUGUAUAAAUAUGUGGACAUGAAGGACAGCGGGACGCCGCGGGGACGGCAGGGGGCGUCCUCGCCUCUAGCAUCAACUUCUUCUUCUGGAUCGCUCACGAUCCCAGCUAAGCACACGGAGAACUUCCUACGUUUGUUCCAGGUUCUUCAGACUGCAGCCCUCCACACCGAACACGUGCACCACCGCCACAAUGGUCUCCAUGGAGACGGCGACACCGCCAUGAUGGAGCUCCACCUGACACCAACACCGUAAACCGACGGGAGCAACGCACUGCACUGAUAAAGAAACAACGUCCUGUUAGCAUCCAGUUAGCAUCAGCUGUUAGCAUUAGCUGUUAGUGUCAACUAUUAGCAUCAGCUGUUAGCCUCCAGUUAACCUCCUGUUAGCUUCAGCCCUUAAAGGGACAAUUCUCCUGACAAACUGGGUUUCUGGACCAGUCCAAGUUGUGACCUUCUGACCCUGGAUGUCUGGGAUGAAGAAGCGAAGCUUCAUCUGCAGGUUCUGCUGCAGAACCAGAACCAAAACCAGAACUUUCUCAAUCUGCACCCAUCAGUUGAUGACAUCAGAACUGCAGCUUCAAGACUUUCCAGAAAACCGGCCGAUUUGACCUUUAACCUUCAUUAUUCUGAUAAUCAUCCCACAGUCCAUUUCCUGCAGUGAAGCAGCGAAUCAGAACUGAGUCAGUAGUUACAGUCCAGUUCCAGAACCAAAGGUCCAGUUUGGUUGUCCAGCAGAGAGUUCUGUCAAAAAACAGCAGACUAAAUAAUAUUCAUAACAAUAAUAAUCAGUGGUGGACUCUGCUAGAUAAAACGUUAGCUGCGCUAAUGCUAACGCAGUCGUUGUUUCUGCUAAAAUGCUAAAUUCAAUAGAAAUGAUAUUUUCCCUUAAAAGGGUUAGGGUUAAUUUGGACAUAAUUUAAAUGUUCUGUUAUUGAUAUUGUAUUUGUUUAUAUUUUUGUCCAUUUUAUUUUGUUCCUAUAUGUUUUUUUUUGUUAAAAAAACAUGACAGGAAGCGGAACUGACGUCACCUCCUUCAAAAUAAGAGCAUGAAUGUAAAUGUCUAAAAUUGAUCAAUUAUUAUCAUAAUCAAAAUGUCAACACAGAUGUUGAACUUCAGCUGAAUGUUUCCAAAACAGCCAGAUAAAUUAUCUUAAAAAAUUAAUUCAUUAAAAAGCUCAAAUGCUAAAUAGAAAGUUAGCUCCACUGUUAGCCGAUUAGCUCCAUGUGGUCUGCCUGAAAUCAUAAUAAAACAUACAUAGUGAAAUAUAAUUAUCUACCAAUGUAUUGGAAUUAGACAGCAGACAAAACAAUAAAAAAUAAAACUGUAAUGAAACAUGUAAGUUCCACCUUUUGAGCUUUCCAUCAUAUAAAACACCUGCAGUGUUUCACGAUCGCAGGCUUGCUGCUCUAGAACUGGACCAGUUAAAGUAACGGAUGAUGUUGGAGGACAGCAGCGAGAUUUAAAUCUGGCCUACUUAAAUCUCCAGACUGAGCCGGUUCCAUCUGAACGCGGUCAGCCGUUAGCUUCACUGAGCAAGCACCCGGCGACAGUGGACAGCAACAGGAGGCCACAGCUGUCUGGCUCUGCUUUAAUGUAGGACUGACAGCCAAUCACACGCCAGCUCCUGAAAACCUGAGCACACAUGAACCAAGCUGCUGCUGCAAGGUCAAAGGUCACGUCCAAACAAAUCUGAAAGGAGAUUCAGUUUAUCACUUCUCUUCCAACUCUUUGUAUAUUUGUAAUAAAAAAUAAAAGGUCACGUAUGGGGCGACAUUUGGGCCAAAAUUAAGACAACAGCUCACCCAAGUGUGGCUACUUCCUGUUAGCAUUGGAGAAGGUAACGAUUAGCAUGUCUAGGCGAGUCACGUGCUGAGCUAAACAUUUUUUUGUUUCAGAAAAAACAAAAAAAAUUGUGUUAUUAAAUUUUGGCCCUGAUGGCGCUCCAUACGCUGGAACACGGCAGGUCCAGCUGCUGGUUCUGUCCCAGUAGCUGGACCCAAGACCUGGGUCAGAACCGACUUUAUUUUUAGCUUCGCUAAAUCUUCUUAGCUAACUUUGAAAACGUUUAGCACACUUAGCUUCUGCUAAAUGUGAUAAUUCUGGAUAAAUUAUAAGGCGCCAAUUUACGUUUUGGUUUUUGUAGUAAAAUUAGAGGUCCAGAUGCUGGUUCUGGUUCGGCUGCUGGUUCUGGUCCGGCUGCUGGUUCUGGGCCAGCAGGUUCUGGUCCUGAUUAAUUGGAUAAUCUGCACCUCCUCCGGUUCUCCAGAGGUGGCACUGCAGUCCCUGUUAUCCUGAUAUGAAUGGGAGGUUCGGAUGUAUCUGGUGUGGACCCGUUUGGGUUCUGGCAGGUCCAGGCCGGUUCUGGCUGGUCUGGGCCGGUUCUGCCCGGGUCUGGUCCGGCUGCUGGUUCUGGCCGGUUCUGGCCUGUCUGCCGGUUCUGGCCGGUUCCGGUAGAAGCAGGCUGUGUUCUUCUCUCUGGAUCUUCAGCAGCUCCGCGGGUUGCAUGUCCCUCGCGGGGAGCCGUAGUUUGCACAGAUUCCGCUGUGAUUCUCCUGGAUUCUUGUAAAUUUCUCAUCUUUCCUCUGGGUUCUGGUGGGUUUUCCUCUUAGGACGGGUUUUGUAAUUUUGCUUGUUCGGGUUCUUUUUGCUGUACUGGGUCGGGUCGGGAUGGGAUUAUUGUGAUUGUUCUCUGGUGAUGAUGAUAAAUGAAUAAAAAAUGUAAAGGUUUGGACCUGGUCUGUACUGCUCUACUCCGGGAUCAGAACCAGUUUCCACACCAUGAUGGGAUCGCUGAGCCAAACUGGGAGGAUCCUCCAGUCCUGGUGGCCUAGUCAAAGUCCAGGCCAUGAGUUAGCUGAGAUGCUGCGGUGGGUUCAGGGUUGAUUCUGGUUUGUGUUGCACAGUAAAGCUCCAGGACAUGACAUCAGAGUUCUGUCUGCACGGUGCUGGUCCAUCUUGGACUCAGCCUGAGAAAGUUUGACGGCAGGAAGAACUGGCUCAGAUUCUCUAAAUUACUCCACCGGUUAUUGAUGACUGGAUGAGAUUCAGUAGAGUUUACUAUCACCAACAUUUCUACUAAAAUAAUUUCACUUGUUUGUGAUGACAGAACAGAAUUCACUUUGGAAAUAUUCAAAUGAGUAAAAUUGAAUAUUUAAUCGAUUAUUGAACGACUCCCUGGGAUGUGAAUACUUUCCCAACUGGCUCAGAAACACGUCCAUGGCUUUGAACCAUCAACCUGCAGAAACCAACUGGGAAGUAACUGGAGUCGGACAAAACCAGAAAGAUUUUCCAGUUUAUUUCAGAUUGCUCUUGUCAUAAGCCAACAAGAGCAAGUAAAGCCCAGGGUCAAAGGUCAGCCAAACACUUCCUGUUCCUGUGUUCUGGUGCGAUCAGCCGAAGCCACAAUCCAGAUUAAUUUCUCCUCAGCAGGAAGAACUGUUUGUAUCAUAACUUCCAUCUUUUAUUACAAACAUUUUUCACAUUAUGGGCUUUUAAUCUGAAAAUAGAAACAGAUUACAGGAAAGAACAGGAAACUCCCACCACUCUGGGUCCUUAAACGCAUCAUCCGGCAGCGUGGCGCCGCGUUCUGGUUCCGAUGGUUCGGUCCACAAACAGGAAAAUCUCAGAAUUCCUUCAUUUUCUGCAGCAGGACAUUUCAGAAGGUGGAUCUGUAUUAUCAUUAUUAUUAUAUGGAAAACUGACGAAUUCAAAAAUUGAUCAAAUUUAAUUGAUGUGGAAAGUAUUUCUGCAGCCCAGGGAGACGAAACAACCGAGUUAAAGCUUGAAAGACACCGAACUGUUGAGUCGCUGCAAAAUGCUUUAGUUACAUCAGUGCAUUUAUUUCCAUACCAAAUAAAUCUGAAGCUUUGAACAUAGAUUCAUGUUAUAGCCAGUAAAGUCCAAAAUAAGGCGAAUGUUAUGAUUUAUAAAGUGUUGAUUUUAUAAAUCCAGACUGUCAGAAAUCAUUUGGGAUUUGCCUGAUUUGAACCUGUUAGGAAAAUGUGUCAGAAUCAUUAUUUGAUAUUGUUA